AAGAUGCACACUGCAAAGUGGGCAUUUUUUAUUCUUUCCAUUUAUCCUGGAGUUAUUGAAGUUUAUGCUUCAUCAUGGACGGCUCAGGUUCCAGCCUCAGUCACGGGUCUGCAAGGAUCCUGUGUGGUGAUUCCCUGCUCAUUCAGCUACCCAGAACCAACAACCAAGAUCACUGAAUUCAUUGGGAUUUGGAUGGAGCAGUCCGAGCAGACAAAAAUUGUUUACCACCCAAAUGACGACCAAGUGAUGCAGGAGUACCGUAAACGUACCGAACUAACUGGAGACCUCACGAAGAAGAAUUGUUCAUUAAAGAUCGACUCCCUCAAACUCAAUGACAGAAAAGAAUUAUAUUUCAGGAUAGAAAUUAAAGACUAUGAUGGAUAUUCCUACAAAGAAAGCAAAGUCUCACUCUCGGUGAUAAGCGCACCCGAACCCAUUUCAUUUCAUGUGAAAGAGGAGGCAAUAGCAGGAGAAACUGUGUCUGCCUCUUGCUCAUUAUCCUAUUCCUGCCCAAGUGAUCCUCCUGCUUUUUCCUGGAGCCACUCUGGAGAGGUGACUGUCACAUCAGAGGAACUCAGCAAUGGCAUGUGGAAACUGACAUCACAGCUGACCUUUAAAGCCACCAUUGCAGACCAUGACCAACUUUUAGGCUGCAAUGCAAAAUACAGGGGAGGGCAGGAGACAAGCAACUCCACUGUUCUCAAAGUAAAAUACCCGCCAAAGAUUAAAGUGGGCUCCACCUGCUCUGCAGAUAACUCUACAAUUAUCUGUGUGUGCCUUGUGGAGUCUAAUCCUCCAAGUAUGGUCCAUUUCUCUCUCGUUGAUGGGACCCUGCGUAGUGCUAAGGUGGAAAGACAUGGCUUUCUUACCAUUGGGAUGCUGCAAGGAGAUCUAAGGUCAUCGAAUCUUGUUGAAUGUUUUGCAAACAACACCCAUGGCAAUGCCACCCUGACACUCUCUAUACCAAGAAACGAUUACAUGGUAGUUGCGUCUGUUGCCAUUGCGAGUGGAGCUUUUGUGGUGAUCGGGAUAUUUACGGCUGUGAGAGCGACUAGGAAAUGCAGUAGAGAGCGUCCUGGUGAUGCACUUGCGUCCAGCAUGCGAGACCAGCACUCAGCCAGAGCUACAGGAAGCCGAAGGGAAUCCUCAGCAGCACGGAAACGGAAUGACCGCUGUGUUGAUAAAUAUUUUAACCCCUAUACCAACGAGGGUGUAUAUACCAACGAAGAGGCUGUGUGUGCCGAUGGUGAAGCAGUGUAUGGCAACGUUUAACAUGAACGAGAAACCCACGGAAUAAUCAUCCAAACUGUCGGGAGUCUUCUGCCCCCCCCCCCCCCCCCCAUGGGCUGAAUCAUGAAUACAAU
This is a messenger RNA of Lampris incognitus (smalleye Pacific opah), 1364 nucleotides long. RefSeq names its product sialic acid-binding Ig-like lectin 14. The transcript is spliced from 8 exons. Lineage: Eukaryota; Metazoa; Chordata; Actinopteri; Lampriformes; Lampridae. The record is from RefSeq and is a predicted model, not a curated record. The coding region runs from base 4 to 1272 and encodes 422 amino acids.